AUGGAGCCACGGAAGGCAGUGGAAAAGGUUCAUCCGAAGCUGUCCCCGUCGCCGGAGAUGCCCACGGGGGAGCAGGCGCAGCUCAAAUCACUACGUAGUUCUCGCGCUUCCAGUGAGGCACGCUCGGAGCCGGGGCCAGUGUCUCAUCUGAGCGGUCCUUUCCAGGACGCGCAAAUGUCUGCCUGCAGAAGCUCUCGUGCUGGUAGUGAGGCCCCGCAGCGGGACUGGAUAGGAGCCAGUCCCACUAGUGCCACUCGUCGUGACCCCUACGCAUCCUACCGCGGUUCGCGUGCCGGCAGUGAAGCGCCUGAACGCGGCCCAGCAUACGAACCGAGCGAAGAGCGCUCUGCUCGCAGCUCGCGUCCAGAGAGCGAGAUGCCGGAGCGGGGCGUCUACCAUGAUUCAGUGAUACAGUCACGUAAGCGCACGCCUGCAAAGACAAAACAGAGUCUCAUGAUGAUGACGGCAUCGAACACAAGUCGCACCGCGCUGCGGUCGAUGCGCGCUGACGGCGUUGUUAGUGGUGCAAGAAGACAGAGACACGGUGCCGGGGGCUACGCUGGUGGUAGAGUUCCACAGAGCGUGCGUGAGCACAUACGCAACGUCGAGCAGCGGUUGUAUGGAACAGUGCGGGGUGCGACAACGACCUUUCAGUUUUAUCAGAAACUGCACUACCCACUUGAGGAUCCCCAUGCAGGAGAUGAGGCCCAACUGGAAGACGACGCCACCGUAGCAGAUUGCAAGGCACUCAGUGAAUCGAUGGCGUCGUUGGGGGAUCGGAAGGAGCCGUCCCCGCAACCUCGGCUCGGCAGCCACAACACCCGCACAACUACGGAGAUCUUCACAGUGACGUCCUCGCCUGCUGCUCGUGACGACGGGAGCGAUAGCAGCGCUCACACCGCAGCCAGCGCGGUCGGGACGUCCUCUUCUGGUCAUCACUCGUCCCCCAGCUACUCAUCCGCUGCUGCCGCCGCUGCCGCUGCUGCUGCGAUGGGCACCCCAUCGAACGGCAACGGAGGUAGCAGCAACAGUCCGAGUCCUCGGUUCGACGAAGCCGCGUUCGCUACGUCUUUCGCGAGUAUUGGCUCCCUGGACGAGUCGGGCGAGAUGCUGACCGAGUCCUUCCGGAUACCACUUCAGGCUGCCGGUGAGGACAGCGCGCUGCAGUCUGUGAGUGUGGUCGCGAUGGCAACGCUGUUGGAUCCGCUGAGCGGCGCACCAGUUCUGGGCCUCUGCCUAGGCGACUACAGCGGCCACAUAGAGUACUUUGAGGUGAGCACCGCGGACACGUACAACUCCUCGAUUCGCCGCAGCAAGUCACUCAUGCAGCAACAACAGCAGCAAGAAGGUCGCGCAUCGCUCACCAUGCAGAUGUACGGCGGCGGCAAAACGCGUGGCUCGUUGCGGCACAGCAGCGACGACGGCACCGCCACCACUGCAACGCCGAACAACUGUGGCAGCUUAGACUCGGCAGCGACGGAGAACAUUACCCAUGACAUGCGUGGUCGCGAGGUGCUGCGGCGGCAUUCGCACAAGGCGUUCGUGAAGUCAAUUAAUGCUCUUACCUCCGUGGCGGUGGAGCCGUACGUCAAGUGUCUGACCUUUGUGCGCCCGCGGUGCUCGCCAAGCAUGAUCAGCUACCUCACCGCGAACGAGCGAGUGAUCAAGCUAUUUCAUGUGCGCCGUGAGGGCUUCAGUCCUUUCAACGCCUUCGUGGGCAUGGAGGAGGUAAUCGGCAAGACCUUUGUUGGGUCGCGCUACUUUGCGCGUCUGCCACCGCAGCCGGCCAUUCUGCCCAUCAAGGAGUUUGGCCCAGUUACGAAUAGCAUUCAAGCACUGAGUGUCUCGGCUGAUGGGGAGACGUUCAUGAGCAUCGAGGACCUGCAGGUGUUCUGGUGGAGCUUCGAGGCGACGGACACGACCAAGGCAACGUGCAUCGCGGACCUUCGUCCACCGUCAGGGGCCCUUGACGAGGUAGAGGAACUCGUCACAGCCGCGUCAUUUCACCCAACGCACAGCUCGCUCUUCUUGCUGACGCGCAGCUCCGGCAUUCUCAACAUUGGCGACCUGCGCGACCCGCCAUCGCGUGUGAAUCGCAAGUACGCCAUCUCUUCGCAGCUUACGACGCAGCAAAACCCAUUUAGCUGCCAGGCGUACGACGAGAUCCUCUGCAGCAUCUCAGGCGCCUCUUUUUUGGGCCCCGACCACGUCGUCACGCGCGACUACCUCAGCCUAAAACUCUGGGACUUGCGCAAGCCGGAUCGUGCGUGCGCCAUGAUGCCCGUGAUGAACUACGUCUCUAAGUAUCUCGAUACCUUGUACGAGAACGACUCAAUCUUUGAUCGCUUCCCCGUCGCCGUGGACGACAUUUCUGGCACGGUGGUGACUGGUCUCUACGACGGCGCUGUCGCUGUGUGGCAGCCGCUGCACUCCUCGCUCUCCACAGCGAACUCUCUCGUCCACUACCGGGCCGACCCAUUUGUCGAGCCUGACGAUGCUGCCUCUGGCGGCGUGGUGACGGUACAGGAGCUGGAAGUCUCGCUCGCCAACGCGUGGUCACAGACCCUCUCGGCGACGCACCAUUCUCAAUUGUCGUCGCAUAUCAACGACGAGAACGACAGCGGGGUGGGGUUGGCAGAGGAGGCGAUUCCGGAGCCGUUCACAAACAAGGUGCUCACGGUGGCCAUCGCGCCAGGUGGCGAGCGGUUCUGCUACACCUACAAGAACGGCCGCCUGGUGUACAUCUUUGAGCGCAAGAGCGACAUGCAGUAA
Messenger RNA from Leishmania braziliensis MHOM/BR/75/M2904, 2772 nucleotides. RefSeq lists its product as hypothetical. Gene Ontology annotation, molecular function: protein binding; protein phosphatase regulator activity. The coding region runs from base 1 to 2772 and encodes 923 amino acids. Gene Ontology annotation, cellular component: protein phosphatase type 2A complex; cytosol. The transcript has a single exon. Gene Ontology annotation, biological process: peptidyl-serine dephosphorylation. The record is from RefSeq and is a predicted model, not a curated record. Lineage: Eukaryota; Euglenozoa; Kinetoplastea; Trypanosomatida; Trypanosomatidae.